AUGUUGGAAUUUGGCGCCCACGACCCCCUUUACUUUCCAUUUAACUCUUACAAAGCCAAAAUCGAUCUAGAAAUGCGCAAUACCUACGUGCUGUCUUUUACACACCUUAAGGAUCAAUUCGAUGCCGAUAAAGCACUACAUCUGCUCCAGAGAGUAGCGUCCCUGGUGAAGCCUAUCCUGCGCAAGCGGGGAUGGGUCAUACCCGUUCUCUCCGAAUUUUAUCCAGAGAACCCAAACUUAUAUGGCCUUAAUGAAAAUAAGGGACAACAGAUACUAUUGAGGCUUCGACCGCCCAACUCAAAGGUCAUUCUUCUCCCAGAAGACCAAGUUGUUCAGACUAUGCUGCACGAACUCACGCAUAACGUGUAUUCCGACCACGACGACAAUUUUUAUAGAUACCUCGACGAUCUGAGGCUAGAAUAUAAAGGCUUGGAAUGGUCAGGCUGGGACGGCGAAGGCUUUCUCUCCGUUGGACACCUCCUUGGAAUAAACGAUCUCUCCACACAUCUACCCCCUCAGGUUGGACGAUUGAAGGGUUUGGAGGGGGCGGAAAACCGUGCAAAGGCAGCGCGCUUGGCUAAUUCUGCAGCUCCUAUAGGAGCUCAAAAUCGGAAAGCGAUAGUUGCAGCCAGAGAGUCGGCCGCACGGGCAGCGGACAAAAGGCUGAGAGAUUCAAAGGCGUGCGCAUCGGGCGAAGAAGCUCAACGCGAAGUGGAAAAAGCAGCUAAACAAAGCAUCACUUCCAAGCCGACGGAAACGAACAUUUCUUUUAGCCGCAAUCCCGGUCCAAGUAAAGUUACCUCUGACCUGAGGCCGGUUCCCAAGAGCUCUAAGUCACGGUUACUUACGGGAAACCUUGGUCUUGCAGAGCCGGUCAAAGUCAGACAAAACUCAGCUAUAUUACCUCCCUUAAAGGUAUCACCACCAGCAAGCUCGAAAGCAAACAAUCCAGGUAAAAAGGCAGAAUCUGAAGCCAAGGAACCAACCGAACAGGCAGCAGGACAAAGUCUACGAAGUACAAAGGAAUGUGCAUCUGAGGAAGAAGCACAACAAGAAGCGAAAAAGGCAGGUGUAGAGGAUGUCACCUACAAGCCCCAGGACGAGAUUAUUUCUUGCCACAGUUCUGGCAAAAUCAAGGAUUCCCCAUCUAACUCUCACCUCGCCGGUUCAUCUAGAAACCUUCAGUCUGAACUGCGGUCGGUUCCGAAAACUUAUAGAUCGAGGUUACUUACAGGAAAUUUUGGACUUGCAAAGCAGCUGAAAAUCGGACAAAAUCCAACUGCUUCACCUCUCUUGAUCAAAACACCACCUGCCGGCUCGAAGACAAACGAAUCAGGCCAAAAGGCUGUAUCUGAAGCCAAAGAGUCAGCCGAACAGACGAUGGAACAAAGCCUGCAACGUAUAGAGGCAUGUACAUCUGUCCAUGAAGAGAAAAUGGCGGCUCUAGAGGACGAUUCAAGCAAAGUCAAGGAUUUUGCACUCCGAUCUCUCGUUGGUUCAUCCAGAAAUUCUCAAGCUAUGCUGCGUCCAGUUUCAAAAGCCCUGAAGUCCAGAUUAUUGUCUGCAAACCUUGGACCUCCAGAGCAGGUGAAAGUUCGGCAUAAAUCAACUAUCACAAAAGCAAGCAAUGAACGAACAUUGGCGCGUGACACUACGGACGCGUACAUUGGCAUUAAUCACAUCACGAGGUUUUUCGUAACGCGACGACUAAUGAGGUUUGUCACCAUGAAGUUAUAG
This is a messenger RNA of Psilocybe cubensis, 1737 nucleotides long. RefSeq lists its product as uncharacterized. The coding region runs from base 1 to 1737 and encodes 578 amino acids. The record is from RefSeq and is a predicted model, not a curated record. Lineage: Eukaryota; Fungi; Basidiomycota; Agaricomycetes; Agaricales; Agrocybaceae. The transcript has 8 exons.